Molecule: messenger RNA, 7137 nt
Organism: Hylaeus volcanicus
Lineage: Eukaryota; Metazoa; Arthropoda; Insecta; Hymenoptera; Colletidae
Gene: sog
Product: dorsal-ventral patterning protein Sog
Exons: 9
Coding region: 3617-6508 (963 amino acids)
Biological process (GO): multicellular organism development
Molecular function (GO): protein binding
Source: RefSeq, a predicted model, not a curated record
AAUGGCCACGAUUAUAUGAUAAAUUUGAAAAAUGCAUAUUUAACAUAUAAUACAUUUGGUAACAACGAUUUCAUUUUCCCCGAUACUGUUACGUGCGUCGCCGUAUCGGCGCCAGUGGAGUGCAAAGAGGUAGAUAAUGGAGGAGCGCGAUCCUACACGGUCAUGUGCGCGGAGGGAUAAAGAGUACGCGCACGUAUAAUGGUGUGUGUGUACGCGUGUGACUGCGAACGCGCACUCGCACGAUAACGCGGUACAUCAAGCACGUAAACGCAGGCGCGCGCGCGCGCGCGUGCUCGCGCACACGUUGAUACCGAAGCACGGGUCCCGGGCCGUGGCAGCGUGGUCGGCUAUCCCCAUAAAAGCGACGGACUCGACCGGCCUGCGAACAGUUGUCAUCGUUGGCUACAUCGACGCAACGUGUCUCUCUUCGUGCCUAAGCGCAUUUCGAGGGAGAGUCAAAGUCGAGAUCGGUAAAUCGUCCCUCCGUCGGAACAACCGUCCCGUUCGCUUCUCGUAACAGAGAGGCACGAAAUGUCACGCGAUCGCGACGACACGUACCGGGCCCGAUCAGUGAAUAAUAGCCACGCCGCGAGCAGAAUUCGAAGUUCUCGGAAAAGUCUGUCGUCAGUGGCGUAACCAACGACUCUGGUACCCGGCUGACAUCUAUGGUGGAACCCAUAAACGGCUAUGAAUUUCGAAUAACAUUGAAAAAAAGUGGUAUUUUCAAUUUAAAAGAAAUAACCAACGAGACGUGUGAAACGGUAUUCGUUUGCAAAGCAACGUUUCCGAUCCAUCACCGAUCAGUCGAAAUUAUUGUUACGAAAUCAAAGGUCCUCGAAUUCUGCACACAUUUGGCUACACCACUGUUCGUCGUUCUUUCCCCAGUGAACGACACCGAUCGUCGAAUAACGAAAGUAGAAUACUGGAAUCGAUAAGAAUCGGUCUGUUAAAGAUAACGCGACGCGAUUAUCACGAGUUGAUCGUCGUCGAAAUCGAGCCUCGCUACGUGCAUACGCGAGUUUCGCUUGGAUCGAAGAUCGUGAAAUCGAUCUCGGUGUUUCGUCGCGCUCGAAUCGACUUUGAUCGCCUCUCGGGGAUCCGCCACCGGCACGCGCUCGAAAACUAUUAUAAGAGAAGAGGAGACGAGCCGGCGAUACCGCCGAGUGUAAGCGCCAGACAGAGCGACGCUUCCACGGGCAAAGACGCGCGGUCCGGUCUCUCGUCUUUCGUGUGUAUACAUAGGACCGUCGCGUGGACAUGAUCCGCCCUUGUGCAAACUCUCGUACCCUCGCCCCGAUGCUGCUGUGUUACUCUUUUGCGACUCGAUGCUCGUACUAUGCAUAAAAACAUAAAUCCGUUAAAUUUUGCUGUCGCUUCGAGAAACUUCCCAACUUUCUGCUACGCGAACUUGAAUUUAUCUUUCUCGGCUAUUUAUUCGCGAAUUAAUUAACGUUCGAUCCAAAGUGUAAGUAGCAGAAUCUACAAAGCUAUCGGAUUAAAAAAAUGUCAACGUGGUGAAGGGUUAGCGAUAAUGGGUCAUCUUUAAACGAUCGUAAUCGUUUCGUAUCCCGUCGAUUGGACACCUUCGUACGGCGAACAACCUGCGCGACGCGGCCCUGUGUAUACAAAAGCGGGCGCACACAGAAUCGCGAGCGCGAGUGCACACCAAAAGACGAAAAAGCGAUCCCGUCCGUGGCGCAAGCGCCAAAGCCAGAAGCUUUUUCGAGCGAGCCAGUGCGGAGUGCCGAUGAUCGGAUACAUCGGAUUCAGUGGCGGCACGGGCGUAGAGAGCGAGUCGAGCAACAGCUUCCCACCAGUCAGUCGCUCGCGAUCGGCUAGUCAGUCACGGCAGUCACGCGCCGACCGUGUCAGACGCGCACUGGCCCGUUGCUUCGCGUGGAAAGAGGCCGGCGAGGAGGCGAAGCGAACGGUGAGAAAGGAUCCCCAGUGCCAAACGACCGAGCUAAUCGUGAAUCGCGACACCAGGAGUCGACCAGUCGUUCCGUGCACGCGCGGAAAAUCGCCCACGCAGGCGCGAUGCGGGAUUCAACGGACCUCGAGGCUCGGUAUCGUCGAUGAUCGAUUCGACGCGAACCAACGCGACAGAGCUUAGGAGAAUUCGCGAAUUUCCGUGGAUUCGCUCAAAGUCACGGUUAACCUUAUCGUACCGUGUCGAACGUACAUCGAGUCCAACCGCGAGAAACUUCAUUUAUGACACACGCUCCUACGAACGUUUGUUCGGAAUACAAAGUGCACGCGCUAUACAGAAACACGGAUUGAAUAACGGUGAAAACGAUAUUAAUAAAAAGGUACACGGUAAAAAGAACAAGGAAUAAUAAGCAAUAUACGUAAAACGAUCAUUUCGUUAAGGGUAUAAACAUAAAGAUAGGAAUAGAGAAUGGAGAAAGAAUAUGUGUAAACAGAGACGAAGGGACGCGAGAAACGAUAUAUAUACAAAAUAUACAACGCUAGGAAUAGAAAGAAGAUAAAAUAAGCAUUAAAUAAUACAUAUAUAAAUCAUAUAAGAAUACAAAGGUAAAGAUGAGAGUAAGAAACGAGAAGAGAAAAUAUGAUGUGUAAAUACAUAUGCGUGUAAACGGAGGCAGAGGGAAAAGGAGAAGCGCCAACCACGUUCGCUCUUUCGUGUCCCUCUCGUCGCCUCGUUGUGUACCGCCUUAUAAAACGUGCGCGCAGUAACACGGAACGCGCGACGAACGAGGCUCUGGGCGAAUAGGGGAGACGGGGAGAGAGGGAGGGGGGGGGGGAAUCCUCCGUACGAACUGUGCACUCGGGAAAAGAGAGAAAGAGAGAAGGAUAAAUAGGCAGAUCGAGAGAGGCUGGGAGAGAACGGCAGAAGGAAAGAAUUGCACGAUCCUGCGUGCACCUUAGGCCCGUUAAGCCGUCGGAUGCGCUCGUUGGACGUGUCUCUCGAGUCGGUGCACGAUACACCGUCGCGUUAUCGUGCAGUAAAUAUUGCGGCCACGGGGCUCUACCCGGCCCGCCGAUCGUUUCUAAUCAUUAUCGUACACGCUCGCGACCCGUCGUAUGUGUCGCCGUGCUCCAAGUCGAUCGUGGACUACGCCGACGACCGUUGCCUCGCCGUCGUCGUCCAGAGAUGGCCAGAAUUAUUCGAAUAAUCGUUAUUACCAUUAAACGCCUUUAUCGCACACGUGGAUACCGGCAUACCUGUAUCGAACAUAGGAAUUUUGCCCAUCUCGUGGUCGUUGCGAGGAUCUCGAUUAAUCACUGCUCGAACAACAAUCGUUCGGUCGCGUCGACCGGCCAAGGGUCAGAGGAGAAGAAUUACGGUGAUGGUGAGACCUUAACAGUGCCGUACCAGUGCAGAAAGUUUUGUGCAGUGAACGGUCGUUAAUAGACCAAGUGCCGCGGCUCUCGACGACAGGGAGAGAGAAAAAGAGAUAGAAAUAGAAAAUACAAGCGAGACAGUGAACGGGGUAAGGUGUAAGAGAGACGAAAACCGCGCUAUAUGCGUUGAGGCAGCGCGCGCGCGCGAACGGCCCAGGGACGAGAAAGCGAAAUAGGAGAUACAAGCGAGUGAGAAAGAGGGAAGAAACGAAGAGGCCGAACCGCGAUAGACCGAGAAAAGCUGUCCGAGAUGCGUUACCACGGCGGUUUGCUGUUGUCGACGCUGCUUAUCGUCGUUUCUUACCCUUCGACGCUGCGUGCGCGCAGGGUCGUGCCCUUGAUCGAAGACGACUGGGCCAGGAGGCCUCAUCGUGCCGCCGAAUGCACGUUCGGCAAGCAGAUACGGGAACUGGGCUCCACCUGGUUCGCGGAUUUGGGCCCGCCCUUCGGAGUCAUGUACUGCAUCAAAUGCGAAUGCAUUCCGGUGCAAAAGAAACGGCGUAUCGUGGCGAGGGUUCAUUGUCGUAACAUCAAGAACGAGUGCCCGAAGUUGACGUGCGACGAGCCUGUUUUGCUUCCUGGUCGGUGCUGCAAGUCCUGUCCAGGAGAUUUCAGUACGGACAUAGUGCAAGACCUUCCGGCGCAGUUGACCUCGGAAGAAGAGGAACGGAGCUUGAAACACUUUGGGACUCUGUUGACGGGUAGAACGUCUCAAGCGCUGCGUCGCGACGAGCCCACCCCUACGUCCAUGUACAACAGCGCCUACAACUAUCUGGCGACGGGACGUUUCACUUUCCACCGAAAGAACCUCUACUACUCCUUCUACUUAUCGACUGCGACACCUCGUCCACGGAGCAUCCAGUUCGUGGACGGGUCGGGCAGCAUCUUGGAAGAGCAGACCAUCGACCCCAUCGGUGGAGUCUAUCAAAACGCUACGGGCAAGUUGUGCGGCGUAUGGAGACGUGUACCUCGCGAUUACAGGAAGCUCCUACGCGAAGAGCGUCUCCACGUAUCGUUUAUAUGGGAACCAUCGUCCACCUUGACGGGACAAUUGUCCCGUUACCGUGCACUAGCCACGGAACAGUUCUCGUCGCUGCUGGAGCCAACGAUGGGGGUGGAUCGAUCCCUGAUGUCAGGCGCAGGGGCCACAGCCAUCGUAUCGGCAUCGUCCGCGUCGGCACCCUCGAUCCACGUCUCUCUAGUUUUCAACGGAGUUUUUCUACCCAACGACCUAUCGGAAGUACCUCUGAUAGUCCAGCUGGAGCACAUGGAAAAGGAUUACGUUGUGCUUCGCGAGGAGAUUAUAGUGAAGAAACCGUCGAACGAGCUAAACUUUGGCGAAGUUAGAAGCGCUUUAUCCGGAGCCGAUCUGCGAUUGCUGACGCGCGGCAAGUUGUCCAUCAGCAUAAUGUCGAGAAAAGAUCCUCAGGCGUUGCGAUUGGCUGGGGUGGUCGGUCCGCGAGCUACUUGCGACAUCUACCAAACGCUGCUCCUGUCGGAGACGGCCUCCGCGGCGUCUGGGCUUGCCUGGGCGUUCUUGGACCGCGCGGGUUCGCUUCGUUACGGCGUCCAGCUGAUCGGCUUGGAAGAGGAGAAUCCUUUGGUAACUCUGGUCGACGAGGGAGGCAAGCGUCGCACGGAGCUGGAGGAUCUGACGCCAUCGUUGGUAGAUGGAUUGGCCAAUGGAUCACUGGAUCGUCCCGGUCCUCGGCUUCUCGAGCCUCUGUUCAACGGCGAGCUGUCGGUGGUUGCAGCUUCCCAUUUGGGAUCUGUGCUGCGAGGACGUCUGCUCCAGAGGCCCGUGGCGGACGCCAGAGACACCACUGCGCCCGUGUUGCUCAGAAGACCGUCGCUGGAACCCGUGUAUCCAGGUCCAGUUGGACUGGUUUGGACGGCAGUGGACCUGGACUGUUCUCUGCACUACGAGCUCGAGAUCGCUGGCUUUGCGCAAACGUCUAGCAGUCACGAGCUACGAACCUUUCGUUUAUACUUGGAGACGAUGCCUCUGUUGGCCCAGGGGGCGCCAGUCGCCAGGAGGCUUCUGGAAGAAUUCAACGGCUACGUUCUGGAAGGUUCGGUUACAGGCUUGUCACCCGUUGAGUUGUACAGAAUCGAGUCGGGUAUCGGGUUUCUCGAGGUGACGGACAAGCAGGCCGACAGAGUCCUGAAGGCACCGUUUAAGACGAGGGCGCCGCUCAGCUGUCUUCCGCAUUACGCCGAUAACGAUGUGGCGUCGGUGGUCGCGUACAAUCUCCAACCACCCCAGUCGGAUAUCGAAACGGGGGCCUGCUUUCACGAGACUAGGUUCUACGAGGAGGGCACGCAGUGGACGUCAGGGACGGACCCUUGUUCCAUGUGUCAUUGUCAUCGAGGAUUGGCCCAGUGCGACCCGGUGCCCUGUCCGGCGCUCACGUGUCCUCAGGGCAAGCAGCUCAAGCCCCCCGUUGGACACUGUUGUCCCAUUUGUUCAGGUCCUGGCAUCAACAUGAACGGAACGGGGAAGAACGUCAGCUCGAUAACGAGGGGUUGCACCCUGGCUGGUCAAUUCCAUCUGGCUGGAGCGUCCUGGCAUCCCUACUUACCUCCAGUAGGAUUCGACACUUGCGCGGUCUGCACUUGCGACACGGUCACGCUGGAGGUGAAGUGUCCACGAGUGCAGUGCCCGCCAUUGGACUGCGACGAGAAGCUCGCCUUCAGACCGAGCAAGAAAGCCUGCUGCAGACAAUGUCCCGCGACGACGCCCAGCACCUUGAACGCCGCCGUCACCGGCGACACGACGCGCUUGCCGCGGGACCAGGCGGCGCCCUCUACGAAGCGCACCGCCGAAGAGAUCCUGGCUUCCGGCGGUUGCAGGAAUCCACUCGGUGGCCCCUACGAAAACGGGAUGGAGUGGCAUCCACGCGUCCACUCGCACGGCGAGAUGAAAUGCGUAAAGUGCAGGUGCAAGAAUGGCGAGGUCAGGUGCGACAGAAAACGGUGUCCACGGGCGCUCUGCAACUCCAUCGUCCAUCAGAUGAAGCGCGGCGAUUACAUGGCGGACGCGGACGACUGUUGCACGGUGCAGUGCCGUCGAGCGAGGCGUCAUCAUCGCAACAAUCAUCAUCCGGGACGGCAUUCCGUGACGCCGCGCGAGCUCAGCUGAGUACGGCCCAACGGACGAGCCUCCUCUCCGAACUCUCCUGGUUCACGUGAAAACACGCUUCUGAGCCUUGUUUCGUAGUCGUCGAAUUCGCAAUCAGCUAUUGCUCGUCGUAGUCGUCGUCAGAACACCGAGCCAAGCGACGGACGAACCGUGGAAUCGUACGGGGCACAAGAACGCAGCUAUAAAAUUGCUGCUCAGCAAGUGAAAGAAUUGACUUGGCUGAGGGAACAAGUUCCAGAAAAUAAUGGACUUAGCCAGAGGUAGAGGUUCCGAAGAAGAUUCUACUUGGUUAAGGGAAGAGGUUCCAAAUCUCGCUCUUUCAGCCGCGUUGGAGGUAUGUCGUUUUUGUAGCCCUUAUCACCUACCUCGUGGCUUUUUAACCGUUUUACCACGCGUUAAAGUUUAAGUCUUGAACACGGCAAUGGGAAAAAUUUCCCAAGUCGUUUCUUUCACUUGCCAGAUCUUCGAAAACUCACGAGCGAGAAAAGAAAGAUACGCUGAUUCCAGAGUCUACGAAUGAUCGGGUAAUAUGGGUGUCCCAGUUCUAAAUCUGGGAGAACGUUUCCUAAAGCACGAAGCGCGCGCCAUCUGUGAUACGCCGAGCGAAUCGAAUAACGGAGAGUGGUACG